Molecule: messenger RNA, 834 nt
Organism: Miscanthus lutarioriparius
Lineage: Eukaryota; Viridiplantae; Streptophyta; Magnoliopsida; Poales; Poaceae
Source: the annotation of a GenBank genome assembly
AUGACCGCGGUCGACGGGGAGGCCUGCGCGGUGGUCGCGACGGCCGCCGACAUCAUCUGCUCUCUCCGUGGCGCGGACCUCGCCGGCUGGACCCCGCCGUGGCGCAAGCACGAGCCCGCCUGCGACGGCGGCCAGAAGGAGGGCGGCGGCGACGACGACGACGACGCGCGGGAACUGGCCUGGCCCGCGGUGGCGCGCGGGAAGCGCUCGCGGUCCCGGCGCGAGUCUCCGUCGGCCUCCGCCGCCUCCGCGGACGCGAAGAAGGAGAAGAAGAAGGCGAGGCGCGGCUCCCGCGGCAGCCCCGCGUCGCCGCUCGACUACAGCGGCGGGUCCGGCUCCGGCGCGUCCACCAGCGGCGGCGAGGACGGCGCCUUCUGCUCCCAGCCAGAGCCACCAGCGUUCCCGCCGGCCGCCGCCGCCGCCGCGUGCCAGCAGCUCGCGGCGCCCCCGCCCCCGCCCCCGCCCCCGCCCCCCAGCAAGGUGGGUGGCGUCGCCGGACGACGGACGAUCCUCCCGGUGCCACCACCUCGGCCGGCCGGACAGCGGGCGCGGAAGAAGAUGAGGCUACCGGAGAUCCAGCAGAUGGUGCGGUCGCUGUCGGUGGAGAACGAUGCCCUCCGCAAGGAGAUGAAGGCGUUGCAGAGGGCUUGCACGGCGCUGUCCCAAGAAAACGGCAAGCUAGAGACAAGGCUCGAUCAGUCCAGUACGCUAAACGAGGUAAUCUCCGUGGAGAACAAGGGGAAGAAGCCACAACCUGAGCAUCAGCACACAGCUGAGCAGGAAGCUCCGAACGGCUUCGUGCUCCCUGACCUCAACCUCCCUGCAGACGUCUGA